This is a messenger RNA of Dentiscutata erythropus, 381 nucleotides long. NCBI's taxonomy places the organism in Eukaryota, Fungi, Glomeromycota, Glomeromycetes, Diversisporales, Gigasporaceae. The record is from the annotation of a GenBank genome assembly.
AUGAAGAUGACGCAUAUGAUCAAUGAAGUAAUCAACGACUUAUUAGCAGCAACUCCAUGUGAGGUUCUGAUCACGCCCCCGCCCUAUGACGAGAAGCAAACUUUGAAUGACAAGGUUAACAUAACCUACCGACAUGUACUAAGAAAUCUUAAGUUUAAAAACCAGAUUGGAAGCUUGGUUUAUAGUUUCUAUUUGGGGAAACUUAUAGACGAAGCAAGCCCAGACCAACAAACUGAAUAUCGAAAAAGAAUCACGAAGCACUACUACAUGGCCGUAACCAGAGCUUAUUGGUUAUUCAAAACUUACGGAAUGGAGCAAGCAUACUGCACCCAAAAAUUAGUCUUAUCAGAUCUUGCGACUAUGAAGGCAGAAGAUUUCUGA